This is a messenger RNA of Triticum aestivum (bread wheat), 718 nucleotides long. RefSeq lists its product as uncharacterized. Lineage: Eukaryota; Viridiplantae; Streptophyta; Magnoliopsida; Poales; Poaceae. The coding region runs from base 131 to 718 and encodes 195 amino acids. The transcript has a single exon. Gene Ontology annotation, molecular function: nuclear import signal receptor activity. Gene Ontology annotation, biological process: protein import into nucleus. The record is from RefSeq and is a predicted model, not a curated record.
AACCAGGCUAUCUCGUUCUCACACUCGCCACUCUGCGAGCCGCCGAUCCGUCUCGCGUUCGCCACCUCGCUCCCGCUCUCGAUCGUUCGCUCCGCGACGCGGAAACGGCGAAACCCUAGGGCGGGUAGGCAUGGCCAAGGACGAGAACGGCUCGGCCCCGGAUGGUGCCGGCAAGGAGGAGGGGGAGAUAGCGGCGGCGCGCAGCCGCAGCCGCAGCAAAUCCCUAGAAGCCGCGGAGGAGGAGGAGGGGCGUUCGAAGGGGAGGCGACACCGGGGCCACCAUGGCAAGUCAAAGAGGCGUGACGAGGAGGAGGGGAGCGAGAGCUCCGACGAGGACUCGGGGGAGCGGCGUAAGCGGCGGAGGAAGGAGAAGGAGCGGCGGCGGCGGAGGAGGGGGAGCCGCAGCGAGAGCUCGGGGUCGGAGUCGGAGUCAGAGUCUGAGUCGUCCUACUCGAGUUCCAGCGCGGAGUCGGAAAGCGAGUCGGAGGAGGAGGAGGAGAGGCGAAGGAGGCGGCGGCGGAGGAGGAAGGAGAAGGAAGAGGAGGAGAGGAGGAGGAGGAGGAAGGAGAAGGAGAAGAGGAAGAGGAAGGAGAAGGAGAGGGAAAAGGAUAAGAAGAAGAAGAAGAGGAAGGAUGAGAAGAAGGAUUUGGGGAAGAAGGCUGCAGUGACCAACUCGUGGGGCAAGUAUGGCAUCAUCCGUGAGGUUGAUAUGUGGUGA